Messenger RNA from Protopolystoma xenopodis, 804 nucleotides. NCBI's taxonomy places the organism in Eukaryota, Metazoa, Platyhelminthes, Monogenea, Polystomatidea, Polystomatidae. The record is from the annotation of a GenBank genome assembly.
AUUUCCCUGACAGAGCACCCUGUGCGCAGGCUUCUUUCGCGCUUACGCGCCAACCAAGCUCUACAGUCUUCAGCGUCGCCUGGUGAUGCUGGCAUCAGCAACGAGGCUGGGGAAAAGCGAAAUAGUCUCAUAGGAGAGUUGACCAACCGAAUUGCUGUACUGGCUGAGGAGGACUCAAGCCCGGACAGCGGAGGAGAGAGACGGACAAGCCGGCUCCCCGAAAGCAGAUCACCACAUCCGCCUGCCUCGAGAACGCCAGAGAAGAGCAUAAAGACAUCCGCAGGAAGUGAAACGAGUCCACGGAAGCCCAAGUUGACGACCAAAACUUCAGUCAACCAGAGGCCCUACUUCGCUCUGGACAGCAAGCCCAUCAAGAAGGAGAUUGUAAGCAACCGUGGAAUCCCGGCGUCAACGCCCUCCAGCCGGCCGGAGAGGACGAGCCAUAGCGAAGCUAGCGUCAUGGAGGACACAUCGGCAAUGCAUGUAGUGAAUCCCACAGGUCAGGAUGAGCCCGUUGAUCCGAGCAUGAGGCGUAAGCAAAGAUUCAAGGGCCAGUAUGAACAGGAGGGGAUUGAGGCGGGCAAGGGGUGGCAGACCAAUCGGUCCGAGGCUAAAGCCAAUGCUUCAACGAGCCGAGGACAUACCGAGGAUUUGUAUAUAGCGGUAGACAAGGGGCCAAAGCUGACGGCACACAAGCCCAGACCAUGUUCGGAGGCAUCAAAGGUAGAAGAGGCAAUCAAAUUGACAGAAAAUCAGGUGAGCCGAAUCAGUGUCAUCCCCACACUUGCAGGGAGAGGACACUAA